GCCACAAGUCAGCUGGGGUGUUUACCCAAAGGGAGGGGGGCUUUUAAAAAACAACCAGGUGCGACCCUUAUAUUCAGGACUCAGCGAGUAGUCUAGAGGCAGUGGGAGGAGGUAGAACCAGACUGGAAUCUACGCUAGACACACUUCCACUAUAGGUUACUCUUGAUUCUAUAUCCUUUUGUGCUUUCUAUUUACACUCCUGACACAUCCCAGGAUGUACACCUACAGUAAACCUGGUCACUUCACCUGGACUGCAACAUUGAGAGAGUGUGGAAGCCUCACUAACAGGGCCCGAUCCAGGCCCGUCAUGGCAGCGCCGAGCUCCAGCGGACUCGAAGUUCUACUCGGGACAUUGCAGAAUGCUGGAGACAUGGAGAGCAUGCUAAACAUCCUCAAUGUCUUGGAUGAGCUGCUGUCGGCAGGCACAGACAGACGGAUUCAUCAUAUGAUAUCAAAAGGAGGGAGCGAGGCUUUGCUGACGGCUCUGGUGAAUUCGGCGCGCAGCUUUACACCCAACUAUACCAUCCUACUGCCACUGCUGCACCUGCUAGCCAAAGUGGGCCAUAGAGAUCGCCAAAUUGGUCUGAAAGCGCAGAAGGCAGAUGCUGUUCUGGUGGUGUUGGGUUUGCUGCGGCAGAAUGUGGAAAACGCACGCAGAGCCGCGGCCUGCCUUUGGGUCCUCAGAGUGUUCUGCUCUUCGGUGACCACAGCUGAGCUGCUGGGGAAGAACCGAGGGCUGGAUGUGGUCUUCAGGCUUAUGUCUCCACACACCACCAAACACUUGCGCACCGUCAAGGCAGCUGCUGACGCCUUCACUGCAAUGUUAUGCUCAAAGAUGAACUGUCGGACCGCUGUGGCGAAAGGCUACAUCGCAGAUCUUCUGAAGCUGUACGAAGACUGGCACAACAAUGACACCAACCUCAAGAACGUUCCUAUCCGUAGAGCCCUACUUUAUUGCCUUCACCUUGCCGCCAGCUCAUCUGUGGGCAGAGACGCUAUAGUGGCUGUAGAUGGCAUAAGUCUUCUCUUCCAAACCACUCAGACCUGCCUGACCAUGAAAGGCCUGGAGUCUCUGGUGGAGCCUGCCAUCCAGCUGAUGAGGAAAUGCAAUCCCAAAAUCCCUCUUCCGCUGACCUCCGAUAGGAGCGCUUACAGCUUUCCUCUUCCUUCUAGACCUGUCGAUGACUGGGAAGCUGAUUUAGAACUCUACGACGGCAGUUCGGAAGAUGACAGUGAAGAAGACGCGGAGAACGAGGAACCAGACAACAGGGACUAUGAGGAUGAUUUGGAAACUGAUGUGAACAAGCUGCGUCCCCGACCCGAACCUGACCGGCCCCUGGAGCAGCUGGGCCAAUAUGUGCAUCUCUGCCCCGAACUUCACCAUGACUUCCAGGAUUUAGACUCCAGCUCUGAGGUCGAUGAAAGCUCAGACGAUGACAGCAUUCUGGAAGGUGAAUCGAACUACAAGCUGAAUGACCACAGAAAUUCUGCAUCACCGUCCAUUCGAGAAAACCACUUCAAGACAAACGACUUCCAUAAACACUAUUUUGGCUGCUCGAGGAAAGGACAAGAAGGCCAGUCCAGCAUGGUGGAUCGUCUUCUAGAGAAGUAUGGAACAUCCAUUCCCAACCAUGAUCCACGUCUCUAUGCGGCCACCGCAGCUGAUACCAAGUCAAUUGCUGGAUACUCUAUCCUAGCCUUUCCUGACUUUUGGGGUCACUUGCCUCCACAAGAGCAAGAACCCAUGGCUAAAAGACCACCACAUGUGCAAAGAAAGAAAGUUUUUGAAGACCUCAAGCGUGUCAUUUGUCCUGAGGACAUGAUCAACAAGGUUGUUUUUGACAUGGAUGAACCCAGUCUCCAGUGUCCCUCCGAUGUGUGUCCCAGUUCCCUUCGAUUCUUCUCUAAAUUUGAGAGUGGAAACCUGCGAAAAGCCAUUCAAGUCCGCAGUCAUGAAUAUGAUUUGAUUCUCAAUGCCGACGUCAACUCCUCUGCACACUGCCAGUGGUUUUAUUUUGAGGUCAGCGGCAUGAUGGCCAACGUCCCUUAUCGAUUCAACAUCAUCAAUUGUGAGAAAGGAAACAGCCAGUGUAACUACGGCAUGCAGCCUGUGCUGUAUUCAGUGAGGGAGGCUCUGGAGGGAAGACCACACUGGCUGCGAACAGGCUCUGAGAUCUGCUACUACAGAAAUAAUUUUUGCCCUAGAAGAGGUCAAAAGCAUCCUUUCUACACGCUGACCUUCACGGUGACCUUUCGCCAUGAAGAUGACGUGUGCUAUUUGGCCUAUCACUACCCUUACACCUACACAACUCUUCAGACUCAUCUGAAGAUGUUGGAGAAAUCAGUAGACCCCCGGAAAGUUUUCUUCAGGCACCAAAACCUCUGCGACACACUGGGGGGAAACUCCUGCUCCUUAGUCACGAUCACAGCCUGCCCCACUUCCAGAGCCUGGAAACAUCUGCACCAGCUGCGUAACCGGCCGUGUGUGGUUCUGACCGCGCGGGUCCAUCCAGGCGAGAGUAACGCCAGCUGGGUUCUCAAAGGCACGCUGGAGUUUCUGUGCAGUGAUGAUCCAGUGGCAGAGAGUCUGAGAGAGGCUUACAUCUUCAAGAUCGUCCCCAUGCUCAACCCGGACGGGGUCAUUAAUGGCAAUAAUCGCUGUUCCCUCACCGCUGAGGAUCUCAACAGACAGUGGCUGAAGCCGGACCCUAAUUUAAGCCCCACAAUUUACCACACCAAAGGUUUCCUCUAUUACCUCAACAGCAUAGGCAGGACUCCACUGGUGUUUUGCGAUUACCAUGGUCACUCCAGGAAGAAGAAUGUGUUUCUGUAUGGCUGCAGUAUGAAGGAAACGCUCUGGCAGUCUGGAUCUCCUAUUAACACAGCCUCGCUGAAAGAAGACCCGGGAUACAGGACUAUCGCUAAAACGCUGGACAGAAUCGCGCCGGCGUUCUCGUUGAACAGUUGCAACUAUCUGGUGGAGAAGUCCCGGGCAUCCACGGCACGGGUGGUGGUUUGGAGGGAGAUCGGGGUCCUGCGUAGCUACACCAUGGAGAGCACAUACAAUGGAUGCAAUCAAGGCCUCUACAAGGGUCUGCAGACGGGCACGCAGGAGCUAGAGGAGAUGGGCCUGAAGUUCAGCCAGAGUCUGCUCACUCUCAGGAGGAACUCAGCUCAUUACAGCAGCCGUCUGAUCCAGCACACGUCGGCUCUGCUCGACCUGGACGACCGGUUGCUGCCUCACAAGUCCAACACUUGUUUUGAGGACGACGAGCCGCCAUGCGCUGAACAAAUCGAGUACUCCUCUUCAUCCUACAGUGACCCGUUGAGCAGCAGUGAACUGGACAAUGAAGUGAACGGAAACACCUCUAGCGCCGAGGAAGACGACGACGAUGUAACCAUCUGCAAAAACAAACGGAGAAAAAACAACCAGACGUCCCGACUCGUCCCACGCUUCAUACAACAGGAGGCACUCAGCAUCAACAGCAAACACUGCAACGGCAUCGACAUCAGUAACGGAUACCUCUAUUAAAGCCCUCAUCUUUGUCUUUUGUGUUAUUUAUAUUUUAUAUUAGCACCUCCUAAAGUCCUUGUGAAGCAGAAAUAGCUACGACUUUUAGAUCAGUAUGGUAAAGUACUUCCAACUGAAAUGGAAUAUUGAGUCGGGGUGGGGCUUUCAUUUUGUGCAUCAUUCCCUCGUAGGAAACUAAAGGCCCUUUUAUACUAAACAUAGUAAAGAUAUUGUUCUGAAAAAAUGUCAGUGUUAAAUAAAUUAUGAUAUAGAUAGAGAAAAAUGUUAUCAUUGGGAUCACUUUCGAAACAAAUUUUCCCAGAUGAUGAAUAAUAAAACACUGACAACCAAUCCAUUAAAAUGUAAAGCUGUGUUCACACCGAACGUGCAUUAAUCGCGAUAUUCGCACGUAAAUAGACGCAUGAACAUUUUGAGUUUACUCGCUUCAUUUGUGCGUCAAAUCCACUUCCUUCAAAUUCACGUCAAAUUCACUGAGCAAUAAACACAGAUUUGCAUGAUGGGCAGGGCUUCUUUCGAUGACUCUAGUUUCGUUGCUAAAUGGCUAACAUGGAUUUUAUUGACACAAUGGCUAUGUUUAUGUGCUUUAUGAAGGCUGAAAAACAGCGUUGAUACGUUUGGAGCCGUGUCUAAGUUCAUUAGAUCCUUUCGGGUGCAUCCAGCUCUCUGAGGGCUUCUGUCUGCCUGUGAGUGUAGCUUCAUUGCUAAAUGGCUAACAUGGAAUAUUUUGAACGAAUAGCUGUGUUUAUGUUCUUUACAAAGGCCGAAAAACAGUGUUGAUUCAUUUGGAGCCGUGUCUGAGUCCUCUAGAUUCUUUCUGAGGUGCACCCAGCUCUGUGAGCUCAUAAUCUCCUCCAGAAACGUAGCCUGGGUGAUGGAGGCUUUCAGCGGUGCUCCUGACUGAGCCAAGCCCAGUUUGAUGAACUUUUGUCAGUGUCUGCAGGAGAAUUUCCCCCCUGGAAACCAACAAAAGGUGCUAAGUCAUAAUCACGCCCCCACAAGAGUAAGCUCCUGAUUCGUUAACACAGCCCAAAUGAUCGCUGAAGGUCAGAUUUUCGAAAUCAAGCGAUUCGCACGUUAAGCACAUCAAUCGCGCAAAACGCUCAACUCGUGCUGCCUCAUUCGCGCCGCCUCAUUCUCGCGUAUCGUGCCGCAGGAUGUCUAUUCGUGCCUUUGCAUUGACUUAACAUGUACUGUAAGUCACUCGAGUUUUGACGCUUCUUCCGCGUCUGACUGACAUAUAGAAGUAUAAAAAUAAAAGUACCUCGGGUAUUCAGUAUAGUUUUAGCAUCUUUGUGUUGCCUUCUUUUUCAAAUGCUAAGGAAACAAUUAGUUUUAUUCCUCUAAAUUUAACAGUGAUUAAGAUCACUAAAUAUUUUUUGAUUAGAUUGCGCAUGACAUCACAAGCUGGAUUACCUUAACAGAUGCACUAGUUGCACACUGAGGAUGCCUGCUGAUUACAAGGGGUAAUGCUAAUUUUUAAGCAUAUUCUAAAAAGUAACAGAUUUCUAUUGCUUGCCAGCGUGGACGUAAAUAUAUGUAUUGUUAUAUUUCUAUUUGUCGUUACUUCAGAUGCGGAAGCAAAUCGUCGGACUUUAAAUUUACCAAAACAAACUUUUUUUGUUUAGUGGAUUCAUUUGCGUGCAUUAAUUGUUCACCUAAAGAAUAACAACAUGCCCUAGCAAAGUAAACAUUGUAUAUUUUGAUUUCACAUGGACUUUAAGAGCAAGACAGAAACAUUUUGUUAUUUAGAGUCUGAAAUGAGACAUUUGGUAGAUUGCACUUGUUUUACCACAUAGAGAAUAUUAAACAGUGUUUAUCGUAUAAAGAACAGCACUUGAAAAGUAAGAGUAAAGUUUACUUAUAUGUAUUUAUUUAAUGUUUACGCUUGAAAAUUUGUCAUAUUAUAUAUAUAUAUAUAUAUAUAUAUAUAUAUAUAUAUAUAAUGUGUGUCAUAGUGUUACGUGUAUUGAAAUAUUCCUAAUAAUAAUAACAAUGAUACCGAUGAUGAUAAUGAUAAAAACAGUAGGUUUUUGUAUGAGUAAACUGUUCUAAUUGAAAGUAUAUUCAAAUUAUGCAAAAUAUUGUUGUUAUCAUUAUUAUUAUUAUUAGUAGUAGUUGUAGUAGUAAUGUCAUAAUUCUAAUCGUUAUUGUAUAAUAAUAAUAAUAAUAAUACUAACAUGUACUUAUUUUUACGUAUGAGCUGCAUUAGAUUAUUAAAUGAUAAAAAACUUAUUAUAUUAACAAAUAUUAUCCCUUGAAUAAUUAUUCAAAUUUUCCUUCUAAUUUUGAUCCUAAUUUUGAAUCAUUUUCAAAUAAAUUAGGUAGUCAUUUUGUAGUUCACAUAGUGCAUAUUACUUUUGUUUGAAAGUAUGUUCAAAGCAUAAAUUUGAAUAUAUUUAUUAUUAUUAUUAUUGUUGUUGUUGUUUUGAAUAUUAUUAUUAUUAUUAUUAGAUAUGGUAUUACUUUGUUUUCUUUGUUAUCGUAUUUGUUUGUAUAUGCAUGCAUGCAUAUUCUGUAAAAAAAAAAAAAAAAAGAACAAGUGAGUUGAUUAGAAAUAUUAUUAGGCAAACAGGGUACAGACUGUCAAUAUCUGUUUAUAAGAACAGUCAGAUUCAAAGCACUGAAACAUAGACAGACAUUAAAAUACAGUCAGAUACAGC
Danio rerio (zebrafish) is the source of this 6192-nucleotide messenger RNA. Lineage: Eukaryota; Metazoa; Chordata; Actinopteri; Cypriniformes; Danionidae. The record is from RefSeq and is a predicted model, not a curated record.